AUGCAGGGGAUCAGGCAGCUAGGUUUGCCAACACCAAAGGUCCUGCAGGGGAUUGGGCAGCUAGGUUUGCCAACACCAAAGGUCCUGCAGGGGAUUGGGCAGCGAGGUUUGCCAACACCAAAGGUCAUGCAGGGGAUCGGGCAGCUAGGUCUGCCAACACCAAAGGUCAUGCAGGGGAUCGGGCAGCUAGGUUUGCCAACACCAAAGGUCCUGCAGGGGAUCGGGCAGCUAGGUCUGCCAACACCAAAGGUCCUGCAGGGGAUCGGGCAGCUAGGUUUGCCAACACCAAAGGUCCUGCAGGGGAUCGGGCAGCUAGGUUUGCCAACACCAGUAUCGGCCCUUUCCAAAAAAAAAUAA
Messenger RNA from Mya arenaria, 357 nucleotides. Its product is annotated as proline-rich protein 2-like. The coding region runs from base 1 to 357 and encodes 118 amino acids. The transcript has a single exon. The record is from RefSeq and is a predicted model, not a curated record. NCBI's taxonomy places the organism in Eukaryota, Metazoa, Mollusca, Bivalvia, Myida, Myidae.